GGGAGGGCGAGCCGGAGGCUGCCUGGCUGCGCCCCGAGCCCGAUCCCCGCGGCCAGGCCCCCCGCAUGCAGCCCUCACCCUGGAGCGGAGGCGGCGGAUCGAGGAGCUCUCGCGAUCCUCCCGGCAGCGGCUGCUCCAGUCCAGGGACAGGAUGUUCUCCAAGCUCACCUCCAUCCUGCAGCACGCCGUGGAGGCGCUUGCACCAUCCCUUCCGUUACAAGAAGAUUUUGUUUACCACUGGAAAGCAAUUACUCAUUAUUACAUAGAGACCUCAGAUGACAAAGCUCCUGUGACUGAUACCAACAUUCCUUCUCAUCUGGAGCAGAUGUUGGAUAUUCUAGUUCAAGAAGAAAAUGAGAGGGAAUCAGGAGAGACAGGGCCCUGUAUGGAAUAUUUGCUUCAUCACAAGAUCUUGGAGACAUUGUACACACUAGGGAAAGCUGAUUGUCCUCCAGGAAUGAAACAGCAAGUUUUGGCUUUCUAUACCAAACUUCUAGGAAGAAUACGACAACCUCUUCUGCCACAUAUAAAUGUAUAUAAACCAGUGCAGAAAUUAAUCAGACUUUGUGGUGAAGUGCUAACAGCACCAACAGAAAAUGAAGAAAUUCAGUUUCUCUGCAUAGUAUGUGCAAAGCUGAAACAGGAUCCAUACCUGGUCAACUUCUUUCUUGAGAACAAGUUAAAAGUAUUGGCUUCCAAAGGAUCAGCAAUUGUAAUUACAGAAGACAUGUUAAAAGGCCAAGAUUCCUUGAUGACAGACACAGGACAGUCCAUUCAACCAGAAGAAAUAUCUAAUACUGCUGGAGCGGUGCACAUAGAGAAGGAAGAUGAUCUAUCCACGAGUCUGGAUGAGCUAAAUGUCACUUCAUCACCUGAGGCCUCAGCUAUUCGUCUAAACCAAGACUAUAAUUUAGUGAAUUCUUUGCUAAAUCUCACAAAAAGCCCAGAUGGUCGAGUAGCUGUAAAGGCAUGUGAAGGCCUCAUGCUCUUAGUAAGUUUGCCGGAGCCAGCAGCAGCCAAGUGCUUGACUCAGAGCACUUGCUUAUGUGAAUUGCUGACGGACAGGCUCACCGCACUCUACAAAGCCCUGCCUCCAUCCGUGGAUCCAUUAGAUAUUGAAUCGGUCGAGGCAGUUAACUGGGGUUUGGAUUCAUAUAGCCACAAAGAAGAUGCAUCUGCUUUUCCAGGGAAAAGAGCCUUGAUUUCAUUUCUCUCCUGGUUUGACUACUGUGAUCAACUCAUUAAAGAAGCACAAAAGACUACUGCUGUUGCUAUGGCAAGAUCUGUACGGGAACGAUUUUUUGUCGGUGUCAUGGAACCCCAGCUGAUGCAAACUUCAGAGAUUGGGAUCCUUACAUCAACUGCACUGUUGCAUCGUAUUGUCCGUCAAGUCACUUCGGAUGUGUUGCUGCAAGAAAUGGUUGGCUUUAUACUUGGAGGACACAGAGAGCCAGAAACCCUGACAGAUAUCAACAGACAUCCAUUGCGACACAGGUUAAUCGAACACUGUGAUCAUAUUUCUGAUGAGAUCAGCAUAAUGACUUUAAGAAUGUUUGAGCAUCUUUUACAAAAACCUAAUGAGCACAUUCUUUACAACUUGGUUCUAAGAAAUUUAGAAGAAAGAAACUACACAGAAUAUAAACCACCCUGUCAGGAAGAUAAAGAUGUGGUGGAGAAUGGACAGAUAGCAGGAGCAGUAGACCUGGAAGAAGAUCCGUUAUUUGCUGAUCUUUCUCCGGAUAACACAUUGUCGAAUCAAGAGUGGCUAAGUGUUUCUCCUCCCAUCAGCCCAGAACAUCCAAAAAACGAUGGGAAGACUGAAGUUCAUAAAAUUGUAAAUAGCUUCCUCUGUCUAGUACCUGAAGAAGCCAAAUCAUCAUACCAUGUAGAGGGCACAGGUUAUGAUACCUAUCUCAGAGAUGCCCACAGACAAUUUCGGGACUAUUGUGCAAUCUGUUUACGAUGGGAAUGGCCGGGGUCUCCCAAAUCGUUGGAAAAGUGCAAUUUAGAAGCAUCGUUUUUUGAAGGACAUUUCUUGAAAAUUCUGUUUGACAGAAUGGGCAGGAUUCUUGAUCAGCCAUACGAUGUAAAUUUACAAGUUACAUCAGUGUUGUCCAAACUCUCCCUGUUUCCCCAUCCACACAUCCACGAAUACCUUUUGGAUCCCUAUGUAAAUCUGGCUUCAGGCUGUCGAUCUCUGUUUUCCGUUAUUGUCAGGGUUGUUGGAGAUCUUAUGGUGAGGAUCCAGCGCAUACCGGAUUUCACUCCCAAACUUCUGCUGGUCAGAAAGCGUCUGCUUGGAUUGGAGCCUGAAGGGCCCAUUAUUGACCACAUGACGUUGCUGGAGGGCGUGAUUGUACUGGAAGAGUUCUGUAAAGAGCUAGCCGCGAUUGCAUUUGUGAAAUACCAUGCCUCAUCUACACCCUAAGCAGCCACUUGAAGUGACUGGGCUACAAAAUCGAGUGUGUUUCAGUCAAAAAAGACUAUUGACUCUACCAAACAAGAAGAGAGAGAGCCUCCUAACAAAGAGCUGAUGUAAAUUGACAGUUGUUAUGGAUGGCAGUGGAGGGUGAGUUCUUGGCCACUGUUCAUGAUUUCUUGGCGCACUCUGCACUCUGAUGGAGAUGUAAUCAAAUGGACAUUGAAUCCAGGAUGCAAUCAAAGGGACUUCAGGGCAGACAAAACAACAUUUCCAGUCACUGUUUGAAGAACUGAAAAAAAUGUCUGAAGAGCCACAAACUUGAGAACUUUGGUUACCAGGCCAUUGUUUUAACAACAUUGUAGGUGGUAAGGAUUUUUUAUAUGCUCUGGGGCUCAUAUACUUAAAUUGUCUUAUGUGAUCGCUAUUACUUUUUAAAAUAUCAAGCUAUUUCUCUAAUGUUUUCAUGUCAUAAGUUUUUUCUCUUCAGUUGAAAAUAUGAAAGGAAAAGAGUAAAGCAGCAUGCCUGUACUUAUGGCAUUACAGGACACUGCCAUGUCAAUGAUUCCAACAGAAUGGUAUCACAUCGGAGAGAGGAUGAAAAGACCUGCUAAUGCAUAUGUAGUAUGAUAUGAUCCAUGUGGGAUGAAUUCUACUUUUGUGAAUCUUCUUAUAUUGUAGUGAAUUCUGGGCUGGUGAAUUCUGAUUCAUCACUGUGUUAUUCCAGUUUUAGACUGAUGUAAUUCCUUAUAUUAAUGAAAUUAUACGUUGGUGAAUCAGGGCCUGUAUGUAGACAACGAUCAUAUCCUAAGUAUGCAUGUUUCUAGUGCUGUGCUCUUUGUCUUUCCAAAUGAUUUCUCCUGAGUUCAGCUGUGUAACUAGACUUGCGUUAGAUUUUUGUAUGUGAGCUCCAGUUUGUUUGAUCCAUGUCAUCUUUACAAGGAUGCUAUUAUACAGGUCAUUAAUAGUAGUUGCUAAAACCAGUAUUUUUUUAAAUGCUAUUUAACAUUGAUUUAAGAAUAUUUUGUGCCUUGAAAAUUGGCAGUCUAAAUGUUCUGUUAUUUUUAAAAUGUUUUAUUGCUUGUCUGAACGUAACCAUAGUGUCCAGACAAAAGAGUGACUGACACCAUUUUGGGCAGCAGUAAAAGGGAUGAUACAAUAUUUAGGACCAAAAUUCUCCACUGGUUUUCACAACACUGGGAUGCAAAGAUGUUUCCCCAGUGCAUUCUUUGCAACGUCAAUUCUACCAGCCAGAGCAGGAAUUUCCAUUGCAGGCCAAGGAUACUCUAGCAUACUUUGCUACUGUUCCUCCUGAAUAACUCCAGCUAGCACUUGCUGCUGACAUCAUCAUUGAAACGCUAGCAGGCUGGGAGGGCUGGAUGUGCUCCUUAACCUUCAUAUCACUCUAGGUGAUCUCUGUAGAGAGACCUGCCUGCCUGUUUACACAGGACAAUACCUUCAUAUUGACACAGUAGUACAGGCAGACCAAGCAGGAUUGAGCCCUUAAUCUUCAUAUUCCAUUUCUUUGUCUUUUUUAAUAUCCUGUUGGACAGUGAGUGUCAGUUUCUGAUCUCAUUUCACUGUAAAUCUGGACUAAUUUACAGGCAGAUAGAAAUGUGGAGUACCACUCCAAAAGAGAAAAAGCAUUGCCCAAAAGUGGCUGUGGCCAGGGAGUAAGAUGAUUCAGUCGCUCCCUACAGGUCCUCCCAUCAACAGAACUCUGGCACUUCAGCUAGAUUGAAAGAUGUUCUCAAGAGUGGGUAGCGGCAGGAACCUGGGAUUUAGCAGCCAUAUGCACCAGCUUUGCUGAAUGUGGCCCAAUGUUUUCAUACCAAAAUAGCUUAGUAAAAUAGAAUUUAAGAAAGGAUACUUUCUCUUUAUUCCCGUUCUUUACAUGGGUAUUUGGAAAGUAGCAAGUGAUAUUUUGUACUUAUUUUUUUUCAGUGCAAUGUGUACUACAAAUGAUCCAUUUUGAGAAGCUUCAUUAAUAUAAUGUACCUGCCUGUAUACACAGUAUAAAAAAGUAUGUAUGUGUGUAGAUUUAUGUUUAAUGCAUACAUUUUUGAUAAUUUAGGCCCCAGUUCUGCAAAGCACUUAAGCAUGAGCUUAAAGUUAAGCAUUUACUUAAGAGCCAUUUAAACUGAAUAUGAGUUAGGAAAACACUUGAAGUUAAGUCAGUGUUUAAAUGUUGUGCUGAGCAGCAGUGGAGUUAUGCAUGUUCUUAAAUGCUUUGCUGAAUCAGGCCUUUGUUGUUUUAGGUUUUAGCUUGAGUUUAAUUACACUUGCUGCAAAAUUUAAUCCUGUUUUCAUUAUUUAUUUAAAAAAAAACAACCCUCUGAUAUUUAGAAUACUCCUAAAGUCCCAUUCACAAUGUAAACUCUAGCAGACAUAAUGUAUGAAAAAUGAGUGAGGAAAAAAUCCACAUUAGAGCAUUCCAAACCAUAUGAAUCAGUUGCUGCUAUCGGAGCUAAUUACACAGUAAGGGAUUGCAUCAGUUAGUUUAUGCAAGGAUAACUGCAUCCGAAGAAGUGGGUAUUCACCCACGAAAGCUCAUGCUGCAAAACGUCUGUUAGUCUAUAAGGUGCCACAGGAUUCUUUGCUGCUUCUACAGAACCAGACUAACACGGCUACCCCUCUGAUACUUGCAGAGUCUGUAGUUUUUAAAUGCAAAAUGAUUGACCUAGCUAGAAGCCCAAUUGUUUAAUGCUUGCAGUUGAACAAUAAGAUAUCACUAUAAAUAUUCUUUAAAUUCAAGAUGUAAUUGUGUAGCAUUCUGUCUUCAGUGUGUUUAGUAGCCAUGGUGAUAUUAUUUCGCAAAUCAAAUAUUAUUCAGGCCACAAAUUAUAAAAAGCUUAUCCGUCUUGAUAACAAGUGAAGCAAUGCUAGGAAAAGCUUGAGUCCUUCUGGUUUGUAUAGGUGCUGCUUACAAUAAUUACCAUAAAUUGCGACAGUGACAUUUAUUUUUGUAAAAGCGAUUGACUCUUCCUUAAGAGAUGGAAAUAGUUUAGUUUUAUUUCUUGGUUUUUAUGCACUUUUAUUUUUAAAGGUAAAAAUUAGUUGAACUCCAUAUUUUUACUUAUUGAAUCUAUGCAUGUCAUUGAGUGGAUCUGUGUGUGUGUGCGCGUGUGCAUGCGUGCAUGUGUGGUUAUUUAUUACCCACAAGUGGACACCUGAGAAACAUGGCCUGAUACUCAGAAGUUCAGAGCACCUGCAGAUUUUUCCGGUGUCAAUGGGAACUGCAGGUGUUGAUCACCUUUGGAAAAAUAUGGCUAAGAGUAUUAUUUUGAAAUAUUUGAGGGGAAAAUCCUGGGAUAAUUUUGGUUAAGUAAGCAAAUUCGAACUGCAUUUUUACCCUGAUGCACAUUUUUGUAAAUAAGGACACGUUUUUAUUUUUCUGCCAUUUAUUUUAUGUAUUUGAUUUAGACUCUGAUGUAGAAACUUUUGUAAUAAGCAACAUGCUACAUCUGCUAGAACAGAAGUUUGUCCUUAGUCUAUUUCCAUUAUGAUUGUAAUCUUCCUAGUAUUCAAAUCUUGUCUAUGUAAUGUUCGUAUAAUGUAUUCAUUCGUGCAAUACGGGAGCUGUGAUUUGAUACAUAGCUUCAGUCUGGUUGUACAUCACCUAUGUAUCUGUAAGGACUGAAAUCCUGAGCUUGCUUACACUAUUGCUAGUGUAAAGAUUGUUACACUUGAUUUUACAGGGCACAAGUAAUCAUGGAAUUGCAUUGUAAAUACAUGGUAAUUUCCUACCAUGCAUUGCUGUAUGAAUACACCAUUACCAUUCAGUUAUGAAGUACAUCAUUAUUUGUCUUAGAGAAAUGUUACAAUGAAGUACUAUGUAAAAUCUACAGAUUGCAUGGUACUUUGGGUUGUAUGAUAAAUCCAGACAUAUAUAAUGCAUAUCAUACAGGGCUUUCCAACCGUGAUCACUAAUAUUAUUUUCUGUGCCCUGUAAAAUAAUUUACUCUCUAUAUAUACACUUUUUAUUUUGCCUCCUGCCUUGUUUACAUUAAACAGAGGAUAUUCAGUAAACCUUUUUUAUUGAACUUUAUGUCGGUCACUGACUGACAGUGUUGUGCCAAGGUUUAGCAGACAUGGGAUAUGCAACAAAGGAACUGUUGAAACAGCCACAUUUCUAUAGGUAAAGUACUAACUUUUACAAAGGAGGCUCUGAUAAAAUUCAAUUUUUGUGCUAAAAAUGCAUGCAGGAUUAAAAGGGAUAUUCUAAAAAUAAAUUAAUUUAAAUGAA
Molecule: messenger RNA, 6665 nt
Organism: Mauremys mutica (yellowpond turtle)
Lineage: Eukaryota; Metazoa; Chordata; Testudines; Geoemydidae
Gene: FHIP2A
Product: FHF complex subunit HOOK interacting protein 2A
Exons: 17
Coding region: 152-2428 (758 amino acids)
Source: RefSeq, a predicted model, not a curated record